AUGAAACCAUGCCGUCCAAAAUUGGCUGCAAAAUAUAUUGAUCGUCUGAAAACGACGAACAGUAUAGAAAAUCGUUUGAAAUCAAUCAUUGAAACAGUAACCGGUGAAACAUUAUCAACCGACAAUGACAUCGGAUUUUUAACCAACGGUGGUAAUUCGUUAACAGCUAUACGUUUAUCUCGCAUGAUUCGUGAAGAUCUUGGUGUCAGUCUCCCAGUGAAUGUUUUAUUUGAACCAGAUAUGAAUCUAAAACGUUUAACAGAACUGGCUCGAAAUCCUACAUUUACAUCGGAAGAUUCCAUUAUUAGUCGAAUGCUACAUGACGCAGCACUUGAACCUACGGGUAUUGCUGGAAAAACAAUAAAAACAGUGAAUUCUCCAUCGCUAGUUUUCAUAACUGGCACAACAGGAUUCGUCGGUGCAUUCUUACUUGCAGAAUUAUUUCGAAAGUAUCCUGUUCAUUGUAAAUUCGUAUGUUUAGUUCGAUGUUUAGCAUCCGUCGAUCCGAUGAGUCGAAUUCGGGAGAAUCUCCGUUUUCUUCAUUUAUGGCAAGACCAAUAUUAUGAACGCAUCGUGCCUCUUCGUGGUGAUCUUGCCCAAUCGAAAUUUGGGCUUGAUGAUGCAACGUACGAUGCGCUCGCCCAACAAACAGAUGUUAUUUUUAGUUGUGGUGCGUCAGUAAAUUUCGUCCUUCCCUACAAUCAACUCUACGGAUCAAAUGUUUGUGGUACUCGCGAAAUGAUUCGUUUAGCGACUCAUACAUCCUACCUUAUUCCUGUACAGUAUAUUUCCACUAUUAGUGCCUUACCGUCAGAGAUUGUGGACGAAGUACACAUCGAUCAGAUUGCGCCUAAUGGUUUAACCAAUGGUUAUGGACAAACGAAAUGGGUAGCAGAGAAACUAAUGGCUAAAGCUCAACAUCACGGUUUGCCCGUUGUUAUCUACCGUUUAGGUUCGAUGUGUAGUGAUAGUACCACUGGAGCAUGCAAUCCCUACGAUAUCAAUACGAUUAUAGUCGCUGCUAGUCUGAAGACUCAUUGUUACCCAGUGGGGUCUUUGAAUAGGAAAUUAUAUACACUACCCGUCGACUUUGCUGUAAAAAGUAUUGUUCAUCUAAGUAUGACUCGUUCGGAUAUUUACGGGAAUGUUUAUCAUGUUCUGCAUCCGAAUGGUGGAGUACCAUUCGAGAGUGUCGUUGUCAGUGCCGAUAAAGGUCAUAUAAAAAUGAAUGAAGUUUCUCUUGAAGAAUGGAGAUCAAGACUCGUCAAACAGACAGUAUCUAAUCGUUCACUGGAAUCACUUGUUGACUUUCCAUUAGGCAAUUUAUUUAUCCAUGAAUCUCCUCUAUCAUCCAAACAAUUCUAUACCAUCGUCUCUGAACAAGAUAUUCCAACCAUGGAUGAUACAUAUGUUACCAAAUGGCUGACAUUUAUCCUCGAACAUGUCAUACAUCAAUAA
Molecule: messenger RNA, 1458 nt
Organism: Adineta ricciae
Lineage: Eukaryota; Metazoa; Rotifera; Eurotatoria; Adinetida; Adinetidae
Source: the annotation of a GenBank genome assembly